GAUGAGGAGGGAGCACACAGCACACUUCUCCUUCUUCUCCUCCUCCUCCUCCUGCUCCCGGCUCUCCUCCUCUCGCCGCCGAGCCAGCCGUAGAGUUUAGAGAGCAACAUCCAGCUCCCAAAAUCCAGGGCUGCUACAGCGGACCCGGCGAUUCAAAAAGAAGGGGGGAAAAUCCCACCCCCGAAACAAGGGGCACAGGAGCAGAAGAAUGACAAUACAAUUAGUCUAUAUCUAUAUUUCUCUAUGCCGUAUAAAAAACUAAUAACCCAAAUAACAAAAAGAACCAAAAUUGGAUAUAUAUAUAUUUUUACCCUUUAAAAUUAGUUUAGGUUUAAUUUUAAUUAUUUUCCCAAAAAACGGACAGGAAGGUUUCCAAAGUAUUUUUUUUGUCUUUGGCAUUUUUGUUGUGUUUGCAACAUUCUUCAUCCCGGAUGUCUCGCCGCAAGCAAGCUAAACCAAGAGCACUCAAAGUAGAAGAAAAUGAAUCGGAGGACCAGGGAGGUGUGGGGCAGUCAGCUGUGCAGACAGAUCUGAACUGUAAACUAGAAGACAAGGCAGAAGAUGGAGAGUUGAUAGAUUGUAAGAAAAGGCCGGAAGAAGGGGAGGAGUUAGAGGAAGAAGCUGUGCACAGCUGUGACAGCUGCCUCCAGGUGUUCGAGUCACUGAGUGAUAUCACAGAGCACAAGAUUAAUCAAUGUCAACUGACAGAUGGAGUAGACAUUGAGGAUGACCCCUCCUGUUCAUGGCCAGCUUCUUCACCUUCCAGCAAAGAUCAGACUUCCCCAAGCCAUGGAGACGGCUGUGACUUUGGUGAAGAAGAAGGUGUCCCAGGAUUGCCCUACCCGUGCCAGUUUUGUGACAAGUCAUUUAGCCGUCUCAGCUAUCUAAAGCACCACGAGCAAAGUCACAGUGACAAGCUCCCUUUCAAAUGUACGUAUUGCAGCCGUCUUUUCAAACACAAGCGGAGCAGAGAUCGCCACAUCAAACUUCACACAGGAGAUAAGAAGUACCACUGCAGUGAGUGUGAUGCAGCGUUUUCAAGAAGCGAUCAUCUUAAAAUUCACUUAAAGACUCAUACCUCUAACAAGCCAUAUAAGUGCGCCAUUUGUCGGCGUGGAUUCCUCUCCUCUAGUUCGCUUCACGGUCACAUGCAAGUUCAUGAGAGGAACAAAGAUGGUUCUCAGUCUGUCUCCCGAAUGGAGGAUUGGAAAAUGAAGGACACUCAGAAGUGCAGUCAAUGUGAAGAAGGUUUUGAUUUUCCUGAAGAUCUCCAGAAACACAUAGCAGAAUGCCACCCUGAGUGUUCCCCAAAUGAGGACAGAGCUGCUCUUCAGUGUGUUUACUGCCACGAACUCUUUGUAGAGGAAAGUUCGCUUGUAAACCACAUGGAGCAGGCUCAUAAUGGAGUAGAAAAGAAAAACAUGUGCAGUAUUUGCUCAGAGAACUUCCAUACUGUUGAAGAGCUGUAUAGCCACAUGGAUAGUCACCAGCAACCAGAAUCAUGCAACCAUAGCAACAGCCCCUCCUUAGUGACCGUUGGCUACACCUCAGUAUCUAGCACCACACCAGAUUCAAACCUCUCAGUGGACAGUUCAACUAUGGUUGAAACAGCUCCCCCAAUAUCAAAAGGUCGCGGAAGAAAACGGGCAGCCCAGCAAGUGACAGAUAUCACUGGGCCUUCAAGCAAGCAAGCCAAGGUUACCUACAGCUGCAUAUAUUGCAACAAACAAUUAUUUUCAAGCCUUGCAGUACUACAGAUACACUUGAAAACUAUGCAUUUAGAUAAACCAGAACAGGCCCAUAUUUGUCAGUAUUGUUUAGAAGUGUUACCUUCACUUUACAAUCUGAAUGAGCAUCUUAAACAAAUACAUGAAGCCCCAGAUCCUGCGCUGAUUGUUUCUACCAUACCUGCUAUGAUCUACCAGUGCAACUUCUGUUCAGAAGUUUUCAAUGACCUCAACACUCUUCAGGAACAUAUUAGAUGUACUCAUGGAUUUGCAAAUCCAGCUGCUAAGGACAGUAAUGCGUUCUUUUGUCCCCAUUGUUACAUGGGAUUCCUUACUGAUUCUUCUUUGGAAGAGCAUAUUAGACAAGUCCAUUGUGAUCUCACCAGUUCCCGUUUUGGUUCUCCUGUGCUAGGUACCCCCAAGGACCCAGUUGUAGAAGUAUAUUCUUGCUCCUAUUGUACAAAUUCUCCAAUAUUUAAUAGUGUUCUUAAAUUGAAUAAACAUAUAAAGGAAAACCAUAAGAACAUUCCAUUAGCAUUAAACUACAUCCAUAAUGGAAAGAAAUCUAGAGCCAUGAGUCCCUUAUCUCCAGUGACUAUAGAUCAAACUUCUUUAAAGAUGAUGCAAGCUGUGGGUGGUGCCCCUCCACGCCCUACCGGAGAAUACAUUUGCAAUCAAUGUGGUGCUAAAUACACUUCCCUGGAUGGUUUUCAGACUCACCUAAAAACACAUCUUGACACUGUUCUACCCAAACUGACUUGUCCUCAAUGCAACAAGGAGUUUCCAAACCAAGAGUCCCUUCUGAAGCAUGUGACCAUUCAUUUCAUGAUAACCUCCACUUACUACAUCUGUGAAAGUUGUGACAAACAGUUUACGUCAGUGGAUGAUUUGCAGAAACACUUGCUUGACAUGCAUACCUUUGUGUUUUUCCGUUGCACUUUGUGCCAAGAGGUAUUUGAUUCUAAGGUCUCCAUUCAGCUUCACCUGGCUGUGAAGCACAGCAAUGAAAAGAAGGUAUACAGGUGCACCUCCUGUAACUGGGAUUUCCGCAAUGAGACGGACUUGCAGCUCCAUGUUAAACACAAUCAUCUCGAGAACCAAGGAAAAGUGCACAAAUGUAUAUUUUGUGGCGAAUCCUUUGGUACUGAGGUGGAGCUCCAGUGCCACAUUACAACGCACAGCAAAAAGUACAAUUGCAAGUUUUGCAGCAAAGCAUUUCAUGCUAUCAUAUUGCUGGAGAAACACUUGAGGGAAAAGCACUGUGUUUUUGAAACAAAAAACCCUAAUUGUGGAACCAAUGGAGCAUCUGAGCCAGUUCAGAAAGAAGAAGUAGAGCUACAGACCCUGCUGACAAACAGCCAGGAAUCGCACAAUAGCCAUGAUGGCAGUGAAGAAGAUGUUGAUACAUCUGAGCCAAUGUAUGGAUGUGAUAUUUGUGGGGCAGCCUAUACAAUGGAGUCUCUCCUGCAAAAUCACCAACUUCGAGAUCACAACAUCCGACCCGGAGAAAGUGCCAUAGUUAAGAAAAAGGCAGAACUUAUCAAAGGGAACUACAAGUGUAACGUGUGCUCUCGGACGUUCUUCUCUGAAAAUGGACUCCGUGAACACAUGCAGACACAUUUGGGUCCAGUGAAACACUAUAUGUGUCCAAUAUGUGGUGAGCGAUUUCCAUCUCUUCUGACUCUGACUGAACAUAAAGUUACACACAGUAAGAGCCUAGAUACAGGAAAUUGCAGAAUUUGUAAAAUGCCUCUCCAAAGCGAGGAAGAAUUUUUGGAGCAUUGUCAGAUGCACCCUGAUUUGCGAAACUCCUUAACAGGAUUUCGUUGUGUGGUUUGCAUGCAAACGGUGACUUCUACUUUGGAGCUAAAGAUCCAUGGGACAUUCCACAUGCAAAAGACAAGCAACACUUCUGCAGUGCAGUCUGCAGGGCGAGUGCAGCAUAUUCAGAAACUGUACAAAUGUGCUUCUUGCCUGAAAGAAUUCCGUUCAAAACAGGACUUAGUGAAACUUGACAUCAAUGGCCUACCAUAUGGCCUGUGUGCUGCUUGUGUUAAUCUCAGCAAAAGUGGUAGUCCAAGUGUCAACAUCCCUUCCAGCAGUAAUAGACAAUGCAUGGGCCUGAAUGAGAACUUGAGUUCCACUGAGAACAAAAGCAAAGCAGGAGGGCUGAAGACUCGCUGUUCUAGUUGCAACGUUAAAUUUGAAUCAGAGAGUGAACUUCAGAACCACAUCCAGUCAGUCCACAGAGAGCUCAUUCCGGACAGCAAUAGUACACAUUUGAAAACACCCCAGGUAUCACCAAUGCCCAGAAUUAGUCCAUCUCAGUCUGAAGAGAAGAAGACCUAUCAAUGCAUCAAGUGUCAGAUGGUUUUCUACAAUGAGUGGGAUAUCCAGGUUCAUGUUGCAAACCACAUGAUUGAUUUACUUGGAAAAAAGAGCUUUAACCAAGCAGAGAUAGAUGGCCAUCAAACAUGUGUACAGAAACUCGAUGGUAGAUAUACCAGUACUUCCACCAGUUCCAGAAGUCCCAGACGGGUGGGCAAUACUAAUGAAGGACUAAACCAUGAAUGCAAGCUCUGCAACCAGACGUUUGAUUCUCCUGCCAAACUUCAGUGCCACCUGAUAGAACACAGUUUUGAAGGAAUGGGGGGCACCUUCAAAUGCCCAGUUUGCUUUACAGUAUUUGUUCAAGCCAACAAGUUGCAACAACAUAUUUUUUCGGCCCACGGACAAGAAGACAAGAUCUAUGAUUGCACACAGUGCCCACAGAAGUUUUUCUUCCAAACAGAACUGCAGAAUCAUACAAUGACCCAACAUAGCAGUUAGUGCAAGGCCCAGUUCUUCAGGAGCGGAUUCUUUGCGGGACAAAAAAAAGGGAACAUGUUUUACUCUUUGCACGAGACUUUCAUUGUUAAUGUAUAUUAUUCAGAAACAUUGUAUUGUACCAUAAAACUUGUAUUAUCAAAACUGUUGGAUGUUCAUGUGUUGAAACUUUUGAGCACCGGAGAGACUUCCUGUAUAUAAUGUGUUGCACAUGUAUUAUGUUGUCUGAUACUAAAAUGGUCUUAUAAAGACACGUGGACUUGGGCCCUAUUCAAGCAGGAUUAAAAGAAUAACAACAACGUAUAAAGGGAAAAAAGGCUUAAGACAAUGUUAUUUUCAAGGAAGAAACCAAAAAAAAAUGAAUAGCAGUAAUACAUUACAACUCUGUUUAGCCUUCCUUUCAUUCAAGCUUAUGUCUACAAUCUCUCUCUUUUGGUAUACAAACAAAUGAAUUCAAGAGUAUUUUUAUUGUUGAAGACACUUGCAUAAAACAAAAAUGAAGAGUCUCUCCAAGCAGGAUCCUCCAGCUGAAUAUGGCCUGUAUAUAUAUUUGUAAGCCUUGCGAUAUGACAGAUAGCAUUACCAUAUAUGCAAUAGUUGUUAUGUAGAUUGUCAAAGAAACUUUUUUUCCUGGAUACCAUUUGAAGCUUUUGAGUGUUCAAGACUUUUCCUUAAUGAUGUCACAUGGCCAAAUUUUUGAAUCAGUUGAACUAACCUGUAUGUUACUGUUAUUAAUGUUUACUCUGCGGUCUGAACCUGGAGAUUACUGGAAUGGUUUUCCAAGAGGAAAUAAAUUCAGU
Molecule: messenger RNA, 5353 nt
Organism: Rhineura floridana
Lineage: Eukaryota; Metazoa; Chordata; Lepidosauria; Squamata; Rhineuridae
Gene: ZNF521
Product: zinc finger protein 521
Exons: 11
Coding region: 432-4556 (1374 amino acids)
Biological process (GO): regulation of transcription by RNA polymerase II
Cellular component (GO): nucleus; chromosome
Molecular function (GO): DNA-binding transcription factor activity, RNA polymerase II-specific; chromatin insulator sequence binding; RNA polymerase II transcription regulatory region sequence-specific DNA binding
Source: RefSeq, a predicted model, not a curated record